AUGGCCCCCAUUUCUACCCCAACUCUUAUUCUACCCCGCGAAGAAUGGCCAGAUGCCGACUUCGACCUUCCAGACGACUCACCUCUCCAUGCGCCAUCAGACAAAGAUGACGAUGACGAAGACUGGGAUUUGGAGAUGGAUUUGGAACCCACUGACGGUGCCCUCGUCAUUUUGCAGACCGCCAGUGUGGCGACUAGAUCCGAGGUGUCAUCACCCGUCUCCGAUAUCAAUAUCCGGCCUCCGCUGCGCCUACCCGAUUACGAGGAUGAAGAUGGAGAGGGCGUAUCGACUAUAAAGGCCACCGCCUUUCCUACUGUGUUCUCCAAAGGUGCCACAAAGCCUGCUGUUGAGGCUAUCGACGAGGAUUUUGAACACGACUUCGCAUUACCCACGGACAUCACUCAACUUUCCUUGGCUCCUUUGUCUCUCAGUCAUCGAGCUUCUAAGAACUCUCUCGAAUGGGGCGACAAAGAACAUUCUUCUUCAUCUCAAUCAUCGGAUGCCUACUCUUCUCUCGGCUUCGCCGACGCAUCGCCCUCAUCUAACUCAACUUCAUGCGCAUCGCUCCCAGAUACAGAGACAGAAGAAGACGACGAAGAAGACGACCUCGAAGGACUCGUGCUACCAUCUGCCCUUUUUGAAUCCGGUCAGAGCGCUCGCCAACUCAAGAAAAUCCUGGAGACGAAAAAAAAUGCUCAGCCGAUUCCUAACCCAGUCAACGUUGCCUCUCCGGAUCCUGAGGAUGAUUUUGAGAUGGGGCUCAUCAUAAAUGACGACGUCGAAUUGAGCCCUAGUCGCCUUGUUUCAAGCACUCAAAGUAAUAAAUCGUAUCGCGCAUCUACUCGCAGUAGUAGCAUACCACAACCAAGAACCUCAAGUCUACGACCGCCGUCCAGGCCAAAGUUGGAACGUUCCAAAUCACCUUCAAACCCUCCUACAUCCUCUGUCCGCCAACUGCAGAAAAUUCGCUUAUCUCCCUCUCCUCCCCUUCGACCCCCUUCUCGCUCUCAAAAAUUUCAAACCCUUGUCUCGAAUCUGCCGACACCCGUGCAAUCUCCGUCUCAAAGUCAUAAUAGUCAUAAUUUUUUUUCAGUCAAACCUGGAAGUCUUCGCGGUCAGAAGUCUCAUUCAGGCCUCAAACCACCGUCUCCGCCGUCAACAACUCGGAAACUGACCCGGAAGGCGUCCAUGUCGUCAUUGAUCGAGUCCAGUCACUCUCAAGCACUUAUAACCGACCAAACUGCGAAACCAUCGCGUUAUAAUGAACCUACAGCAGCUUCGCGAGCAAAGACACAUAAGAAUUCUACAAGUAGGAUCCAUGAUUUCAAAGCGUCAUCAUCGCGGCCGUCUACACCCUCAUCCAAUCCAGCGGCCCAGCGGUUGACAAUGCCGACACAGUCGCGCCCUCGUUCUCGACCAGCACUUUCACAAGUAUUCAGUGGAUCUACGACACAAACACCGGAACCGUCUGCUCUGUGCGCAACAUCUCCUCUUCCGCCUCGCCCUCCCUCCAGUUUAUCGUUACGUGAAAGUGUACCACCACGACGCGCGAUGGUUAGCCCAUCUGCCCCAAAACUUCUCCGUCGACCGAAACGUCUUCGUACGUAUGGAGAUGGUACCGAAUUGGAUGGAAUUGAAGAUCUUCCGACUGACCGAGAGAAAGAAGUACGAUAUCGUGUCCAACCGAAAGGUUAUGGAAAUCGAAUACCAGGCGCGACCUUUGGACCAAAAGCUCCAGAAAGAGAUAAGCCUCCUGAUAAACUUCCUGCUACUGGUGUAAAAGAGAAAGGCAGGUCUACUAUUCCUGAUUCUGUAAUCACUACGUUGAAGAAAACGUCUCGCGUACAAUUUCCAACGUCUAUUCCUGUAGCAUCCGAUGUGCUUCCCAAGAAGAAGAAACAAGUUUCUUCACCUUCGAGUCAGACCACCAAGCGUAAACCAACCUUGAUUCGCAAUUUGGGUGGAAGUGCCACUCCGAAAGUUGUCGGGGAUAUGAAGUGGAAUCCACAAACUCUCCGCUGGGAGGGCAAUGAUCAAGUGCUUCGCGAAUUCGACAUGGCUGUUGGAACCUCAACCCGUCCCGCUUUAAUCACACAUCUUUCUGGAACCACAGUGGGGUCGCCUAUGGGUUCCUUUGUCGCUGGUUCCCGAAUAGUCGGCAAUAUGAUAUUUGACCCUACUCGAAUGUGUUGGAUAUCAACAUUGCCUCCUGACGAGGAUGAACCUGAUGUCUUUGCUAAUUUAGCAGACGAUGAAGAAGACAGUGACUCUUGGGAGGCCAAAGGAGGUACAAUACGCGCGAAUGUCCCCCGGACCUCGAAUGCUAGUAACACCUCAGACUCACGGAUAGAGGCGCCGAGUCCCGCGCACAGUCAUUCUAGGACGAUAUCGGAGUCUGGCAGUGAUCGGGGUUCAAGAGCAUCAAUGGUGGUGUGUGAGGUGGAUGAUGCUUUCAUCGAAAGCUGUCGAAGGGCCGAGGAACGUCAUCGAUUUGAAAUGAAGGGUUGGAAAACCACCCUUGCCAAAACAAUCAGACGGGAUACGUCUUUGGCUUUGGAACGGACACAUCUUUUCGAAAUCCGAGAGCUUGCAACUCGCAAGUAUUAA
Psilocybe cubensis is the source of this 2607-nucleotide messenger RNA. RefSeq lists its product as uncharacterized. The transcript is spliced from 3 exons. Gene Ontology annotation, biological process: regulation of Ras protein signal transduction; mitotic spindle orientation checkpoint signaling. Gene Ontology annotation, cellular component: mitotic spindle pole body; SIN/MEN two-component GAP complex. The record is from RefSeq and is a predicted model, not a curated record. Bases 1 to 2607 code for a protein of 868 amino acids. Lineage: Eukaryota; Fungi; Basidiomycota; Agaricomycetes; Agaricales; Agrocybaceae. Gene Ontology annotation, molecular function: GTPase activator activity.